CUGAGAGGAGAGAGAGACAGAAAGGGAGACUGGGAGAGAGGUGGAUAGAGAGGCGAGUGAUAUACUGGCACAGUCUGUACUGCAUUGCAUUGGCACUGGCUUGGAAAGCAAACAGAACAGAAAAGAGAGAAAGAGUUUUUCUGGUGAUCCUGGAACAACUGCAACACUGCACUGAAGGAGGAGGGAGGGCAAGUGGGAGGAGAGAAAGAGAAUGAGGGAGAGAAAGGAAAGACAGAAAUAGUCACACACAGAAGCGCAAAACAGACUGUCAAGGAAUAUCUGUCAAGGAAUAAUUUUCCUUCCCGUUGACUCACUCUAUAAUCUUCCUCCUCCAGCAUGCCUUUGUUCUUCCUUCUCUUUUUUAUCUCAACUUGAACUAUUCAUGCAUUACAUUUUGAAUGCAUCUUUCUCCUCUCCCUGACUUUCUCUCACUAUCUCUCUUUCUCCAUCUCUCUCUCUCUGUCUUCCUCCCUCCCUUCUCCUCACCACCUGUUAGUCUUGAUUCUCUCUUCACCGGAAUUUCCAGUUUUUUGGGGGGAGUUUCACACUCACGCUAUUACUAAGCCCUAUGACUGUGCGAAAGGGAAACAAGCGCCUGACCAUCUCCAUCCAGGAACACAUGGCCAUUGAUGUCUGUCCCGGGCCAAUCCGCCCCAUACGACAGAUCUCUGCCUACUUUCCCCGCCUCUCGCCCACUUCCUCCGUCUCUGAGUUGAAUCCAGCCAAUCCAUCUGGGUUUACCUCCACGCUCAGCCCCAGCAGCGGAGGAGGGGCAGUAGGGGGAGGAGGAGGGGGCGGCGGUGGUCUGUUGUCCCCACUGUUGGCAGGGGCAACAGGAGACGGCGAAGGGGGCACGUUGUCGGCCAUGAGUAGCAUGGACGCAUCAAUCGAGAUUGACAGCUGUGACAGCGAUGACAGCACCGCCUUGGGGACAUUGGAGUUUGACCUGCUGUAUGAGCGAGCCACCAGCUCCUUACACUGCACCGUAAUCAAAGCCAAGGGUCUGAAGCCAAUGGAUUUCAAUGGCCUGGCCGAUCCUUACGUCAAGCUGCACCUGCUCCCAGGAGCCUGCAAGGCGAACAAACUGAAGACCAAGAUCGUGCACAACACCCUGAACCCUGUGUGGAAUGAAAGACUCACCUACCUGGGCAUCACAGAGGAUGACAUGUACAGAAAGACACUCAGGGUGUCUGUGUGUGACGAGGACAAGCUGACGCAUAACGAGUUCAUCGGAGAGUCACGGGUGGCCCUGCGCCGCGUGAAGCCCGACCAAACCAAGCGCUUCAACAUUUGUUUGGAACACCCACCGCCUCUUCCCUCCCCUUCUGCAAUGAGCGCGGCACUGAGAGGCAUUUCCUGCUACCUGAGAGAGUGGGAGAGUGAACAGCAUAGGAGUCUGGAGGAGAGGGGUCGUCUGCUGCUCUGCCUGCAGUUCCUCCCCACGUCCAGUGUGGUCGAUAAGGCCACGGAGAGGGCCCAGGGAGGGCUUUGUGUGGGUGUGCGACGCUGCGCCCACCUAGCCGCCAUGGACGUCAACGGAUUCUCGGACCCCUAUGUCAAAACGUACCUCAAGCCAGACCUGCAGAAGAAAUCCAAGCAUAAAACAGCCGUCAUAAAAAAGACUCUUAACCCUGAAUUUAAUGAGGAGUUCUUCUAUGAGAUCUCCUUCACGGAGCUGUCCACCAAAACCCUGGAGGUCACCGUCUGGGACUACGACCUAGGGAAAUCCAACGAUUUUAUUGGAGGCGUGUCCUUAGGCUGUCACUCACAAGGAGAAACUCUCCAGCAUUGGAUAGACUGUCUGAAGAACAAGGGCACAAAGGUGGAGCGAUGGCACACGUUGACCAAUGAGCUGCCUGGAUCCACAUUCCAUGAAUGAAAAGGGGCCAAUAAUAAUAUCUCACCACUGUACUGUUUUUGGCCAAAAUGUUUGGCUAAAUUGGGAUUAUGGAUGAAAAGGUAUUCAUCAUUGCAUGUUAUGAAGAUGUAUUCUGCAUGACUUGAACAUUUGAGUUCAGAAAGAAAUGGUAGGGGUGUGGGGUUAGUUGAGCCAAAGGGGUAAAUUAAGGCAUCCUAAGAAGCCAUACACAACAUUUAUAAUUUGGCCAAAUACUUAGGAAGCGGUCAUCAUUUCAUGGAGUCUGUGAAGAAGGGUUUCCUAAACUCGGUCCUCAGGACCCCAAGCGGUGCACUUUUUCUUUUAUUCCCUAGCACUACACAGCUGAUUCAAAUAAUCAACUAAUCAUCAAGCUUUGAUCAUUUUAAUUAGCUGUGUAGUGUUGAGGCAAAAAAAAUUAAACGUGCACCCCUUGGGGUCCCGAGGACCGAAUUUGGGAAACGCUGCUGUGAAGGAAGAAACCCGGAAAAAGUGGGACGCAAGUCAGUUCCCAAAAAAUGAUUUUCACCAAGUCAAAUUAAUAUGUGUUAGAGGUUUCAUGGCGCUUGUAUUUUAACCAAAGUAGAUCAUUUUAAGAUUGUUCUAUACAUCAGUUGGGGUCUUUAUGAGCUUCAAUAUGAGGUCCUAAACCUAGCAUGAAGUUCAUCCUUGUAGCUGUGUGGGCUAAUAUAGUCAAAGUGUUUGCAUUUUGGGUAAGUUGAGCCAAUGGCAAUGUGGUAAGUGUUUUCUUCCCAGGCAUAAUGCAAGGCAUUAUCGCUGGGACAUGAGGUAAUAACAGGGCAUGGCCUAGGUUAAAAAUGCUUAAAAUGAUACAGACAAAAAGUGAUUGUGAUUGUGUUGAAUUGUGUUUGGAAAAUAAAGAUAGACAUGGUUUUAAAAAGAUAGUGGUAAUAUUUCAUUCAGUACAGAAAUGUGUAGCCAAGUUUGUCCCGCAGCUCAACUUACCCCAUACCCAAUGUAAGUUGUGCCAAGAGAUCACUUUUUUGGGACAAACUAGGCUUUCAAUAUUUAAUGUUUAAUAUUUAUAUUUAAUAUCUACACAACAUCCUGAAAUAUAUAUAGAUAUCUUUGUUAGAAAGAAUACUAUACUGUAUGUCCCUUGAUGGAAUGAGGCUGAAUGUUAAAAAUGGCUCAACUUACACCACACUCCCCUAAGUAGAGAAUAUUUCCUAUACUUAGGCAAUACAUAAUUAUCUUUUACGUUACAGAGGGCCAUAUCCAUUCUGUAUAUUUAAUUUUGCGCUCAGUGUUCAGAAACAUAGCUCCCUAGGCUACUAAAUAGACCUCCUGUGAAAAAGGGAAAUCAUGUAAAUCGUGUCUAAGGAAGAGAAAAAAAUGAAUUAUUUUGUCAAUUUACUCCUCAUUAUUCAUACUGUUUCGUUUGUUAAUUCUUCUAAAAUUAGAUUUCGUUCUUUCAUUAACUUCUGAUUCAUCCUGACCUGGAAAAUAUCCCCCUGUAUAUCGCUUCUCACUGCCUGAAUACCUCUCCCACAGCAAUAACGUCUUGCCUAAUGCUUCCAAAGAAUUCUAAAUGGGUCUUAUUAGUAACAAACAUUUUGUAUCGACUGAUGUAAUUGCCAUUAAAUUAUCUGCAAAUUAUAAUUCAUUUGAUUAAUAGUGCAAAGUAAUAAGACAGUUGGUUCUUUGCAUGUUUGAUGUAAUAAAAAUAAAUGUGACUCUCUGA
Molecule: messenger RNA, 3581 nt
Organism: Salmo salar (Atlantic salmon)
Lineage: Eukaryota; Metazoa; Chordata; Actinopteri; Salmoniformes; Salmonidae
Product: double C2-like domain-containing protein alpha
Biological process (GO): exocytosis; spontaneous neurotransmitter secretion; regulation of calcium ion-dependent exocytosis
Cellular component (GO): extrinsic component of synaptic vesicle membrane; synapse
Source: RefSeq, a predicted model, not a curated record